Molecule: messenger RNA, 924 nt
Organism: Gymnogyps californianus (California condor)
Lineage: Eukaryota; Metazoa; Chordata; Aves; Accipitriformes; Cathartidae
Product: cytochrome c oxidase assembly factor 1 homolog
Exons: 6
Coding region: 241-660 (139 amino acids)
Biological process (GO): mitochondrial respiratory chain complex I assembly; mitochondrial respiratory chain complex IV assembly
Cellular component (GO): mitochondrial inner membrane
Source: RefSeq, a predicted model, not a curated record
GUGAACCCUUCCGCCGACCGCCGCUGCCGUGGAGUCUGGAUAAGAGCUGUCAGCAGAGCUUUUUAGCUGGAUUGAGGCUACCAAGUGACAGUGAUCGUGAACCACCGUUUUAGAGGAGUGGCACCAAAAGGCCUGUUGUUACAUUGAGUGCUUUACAGGACAAGUAACACUCCCUGCUUCCUCAGCUGCCUAAAAAUCAAGCCAUAGGUAUUGAGCUUCUAUCUGAAUACGGGAGGAAAAAUGCCAGCUUCUCUAAGAAAACUGCAGCAAAUGGCUGUUUUCAUGGGACUGUUCAGUGGCGGGGGAUGCAUCGUGAUGUAUAAUCUUAUGCAAAAAAGUUUUGCCAGGACCCAGUAUUACCAGCAGGCUUUGGAGCAACUGAACAGCAAUCCUGAUGCCCUGGAAGCCCUGGGUGCCCCACCUCUUAAGGUUCACAACAUCCAACUGACAGAUGGGAGUAAUCGCGUGGACACCGAAAGAGCACAGAUAAAGUUACCGGUAUCUGGAACAAAAUCAGCAGGGUACCUCUACAUUAACUCAGAGAUGGACCACUCCCGUCAAUGCUGGUGCCUUCAGGAUGUCACCUUGAAACUGCAGGAUGGUCAGAAUAUUCCUGUUUACCACUCCCCGGUGGAAAGCAUUGGUGUACAAGAAGGCUAAAAAAAAAAAUAAAAAAAAAUCAAAGGCAGCUGCUUCUCCACCUCCCAUUGAGCCAAAGGAGCCGUUAAUCGAUUGCAUCCCGCUGUGUCUGUGAAUGUACACAGUUUUCACAAGUGACAAUUUCACUUAAGUGGGUGCUCUCAAGACAAUUUUCUCUCUAAGAUUGACCUCAUCAUUGUCAUAAUUGUAAUUUCUGUCUUUUGCUGGUUUAUUCAUGUGUUCAGCAGAAGCCUAAAAUAAAUAUCUUGCAAAAGACUUGCUGUU